This is a messenger RNA of Leucoraja erinaceus (little skate), 4591 nucleotides long. RefSeq names its product RanBP-type and C3HC4-type zinc finger containing 1 (gene rbck1). The record is from RefSeq and is a predicted model, not a curated record. Gene Ontology annotation, molecular function: ubiquitin-protein transferase activity; ubiquitin binding. Gene Ontology annotation, biological process: protein linear polyubiquitination; proteasome-mediated ubiquitin-dependent protein catabolic process; positive regulation of canonical NF-kappaB signal transduction. Bases 906 to 2456 code for a protein of 516 amino acids. The transcript has 13 exons. Gene Ontology annotation, cellular component: LUBAC complex. Lineage: Eukaryota; Metazoa; Chordata; Chondrichthyes; Rajiformes; Rajidae.
AGAGGGUCAGUUAGCAUCUGUAACAACACCUUUGACACGCUCAACAAAGUUUUCUCAAAGGUACACAAAAAAGCUGGAGAAACUCAGCGGGUGCAGCAGCAUCUAUGGAGCGAAGGAAAUAGGCAAUGUUUCGGGCCGAAACUUUCCUUCAGAUUGAAGUUCAAAUUUUUCUCAAUUCAAAUUCAAAGUUUUCUCAAUCUCUUAUUAAGAUCACUGAGGAGUAAAAUCAGACAAGUUUGAAACAAAUGUGAGACCUCAGCCCGUAAGAGUGAUUUCAAUGACAAUUUGCUAAUGUUUAGUUUAUUGUCACUUAUACCAGUGAGUGGAAGACUAUACAUGAUUACAAUCGAGCCGUCCACAGUGUACAGAUACAUGAUAAAGGGAAUAACGUUUAGUGCAAGAUCGAGUCCAGGAAAGUCCGAUUAAAGAUGGUCCGAGGGUUUCCAAUGAACUACUGUAGAUGGGAGGUCAGGACUGCUCUCUAGUUGGCGAUGGGAUGGUUCAGUUGCCUGAUAACUGCUGGAAAGAAACUGUCCCUGGAUUUCUAUCAUCUCGUCACGGAUUAUUGUUAAUAGAUCUUAACGUAAACAAAACAGUUGGCUAAAGCAUAUUGAUCGAGGAAGCCUGCCACAAUUCUAGCUGAGGAAAUGCCACAUCUGCUAAUUCCAAAGCACUUUCCUUUAAACUGGCAUCUGUGUGACCUACUAAACAAGGGCCUCUUCUUUAAAAAAAAAACAUCUUGCUUCCUGGAAAAGGGUUUGUUUCACUUUUACUAUCCAGUCGUGAAAAAUUGGUCUUGCCGACUUGACAUCAACAACACUCCCCCAAUUCCACAGGUGGGUUCAUUGGGAAUUCUUGUGAGGAAGUAGGGACCUGCCUGCAGUAGUUGGCCUCAAAGGUUGGAGAUGGCUGGCAGGAUAGUGCAAAGGAAUCUGAGCACAGACCUGAUAAAAAGAGCAGAGACUAUAGCUCAGGAGCUGAGCAGAGCGAUUCAACAGGGAGACAAGGAAACAGCGGUUGAGUGUGCCAGGCUGCUUGCUGAGCAACAUCUACCCGUCAUCGUCCAACUCAAGAAGUCUGCCUAUGGUCAACAAGAAAUCAAGUUAAGAGUUAGCGUUGAAGAUUCGCAGACAACUGGUACAAUCAUCACAAUGAAAGUGUAUCCAUACAUGACCAUUGCAACGCUGAAGUCAAAGAUGUCCAAAGACUACGGUUUCCAUCCCAAACUGCAACAGUGGAUCAUCGCGCAGCGUCUGGGCAAGGACCAAGAGACUCUCUCCUUUCACGGCAUCAGGAAAGACGGGGACAUGGCCUACGUGUACCUCCUGACAGCCGCGCAGGCCGGCGCUGCACGCAACCCAAGGGCGCAGCUUCAGCCAGACACCAGAGCUCAGAUGUCAACUGAUGAAAUAAGAACAAAUAAUGAAGGUUUCCUUCCUGUUUUGGAACCACGAGGAACUCAACCGCAACUCAACGAAGCAAGGGUUUUGCCAGAAAUUCCAAAGAUUGGCUGGGAGUGUCCAGGAUGUACCUAUAUCAAUAAACCGACUCGUCCAGGGUGUGAGAUGUGCAGCACGGCAAAACCAGAUAACUACCAGAUACCCCGCACCUAUAUACCUGACCAGGAAGAACUGCAGAGGAUGAAUGAGGAAGAUGCAGCCUUUGAGCAAUACGAACAAUCGAUGGUACUCGAGCGAGAACGGAAUUACCAACUGAUGUUGGAAACAGAUGAUCAAAACCUGGUAUCAGCAUCAGAGGAGUUUGAGUGCCCAAUCUGUUUAAUCACCCUGGACCAACGUGAGGGUGUAACUCUUCGAGAGUGCUUACAUAUCUUCUGCAAAGACUGCCUGAAGGGAACAAUCCUAACCUGCACAGAAGCAGAUGUGGCCUGUCCAUUCAUAAACGACCUUUACUCUUGCAACAGCAAAAUCCUGGAACGUGAGAUAAAACACCUCCUAACAGUGGAUGAGUAUCGUGGCUACCUGGACAAGAGUUUGGCAAUUGCAGAGAACAGCAGUGGGAACAGCUACCACUGCCAGACACCCGACUGCAAGGGUUGGUGCAUCUACGAAGAUGAGAUCAAUGACUUUCCUUGCCCCCUCUGUAAGCAGACCAACUGCCUGGUGUGCAAGGCAAUACACGAAGGGAUAAACUGCAAGGAAUACCAGGACAAUCUCAAAAUUCAAGCUCAAAAUGAUGAAGCUGCAAAACAAACUGCUGAGAUGCUCAAGUCGCUUGUGACUCGGGGAGAGGCCAUGCAUUGUCCUAAAUGCAAGAUUGUGGUCCAGAAGAAAGAUGGCUGUGACUGGAUACGCUGCACCAUGUGCAAAGUAGAAAUCUGCUGGGUGACCAAGGGACCUCGCUGGGGGCCUCAGGGGACCGGUGACACCAGUGGAGGAUGUCGCUGCCGCCUCAAUGGUGCACCAUGUCAUCCCAGGUGUCAGAACUGCCACUGAAGGACACUCAAUUAUCUCUGCCUCAAUGCAGCAAAGGCCACAGCACAGUACCUUAGACUUACUUUUUCUGGACAAGCUAUCCAGAAAACUAAAACUAUGAUGAUCGUCUCCUAACACAGCUGGACACGUGUCUGAUUUGAAAGUACCUGUACUGACUUUAAAACUUUGAGGAAAGAAGGGUUUUUUAGUGCUGUAAUCACUGUAACUGAGCACUUUCAGAGCACUGUUAGUCAUCUCUGUAACUGGCCGAAGCACAAUGCUUGUGACUGCGCUGGAAUUGGGGCAAUGCCCUAUUGGGUCGAAGAGACUGCAAGUAAGUUAUCGGCCAUUGUGUACCAAAGCUGGAUGGUUAGCACAAUUAAUUUGUUACCAAACUUGUGAAAAGCCAUCACCACAUUCCAGGAGCAGAUUGCAAAUCACACAAGGAGGUGCAGGAUGAAGUACCUUGCCUUAGGCAGCAAGUGUUCUGAACAAAACAAGAUGGGACCAAUGUAGAGUUAAUUCCCAGGCACUAAAUCAGUGGCCUCAUUUAGACCAUUAGCCUAGUUAGGAAAUUCAAUUACAACCAGUGUGUUGCAUAAAAAGCAGAUUUAGAAAGAGUCUCAUUUCUUUAACUGGGUAUAAAAAGGAGGUCCAAGGAUGGGAGUUAACAUGUGCUUCUGGGGAAAGUCCAUGAGGUCUUCCCUAAAUAAGCAGAGGAAGGCUUGAAGCCGGGUCUCAGCACAUACUUAAAAAUGGAUUAUUAAUGUAAUUCCCAUUCACUUCUCAAUGUGUACGUCUGAUCUGAUAAAUUACCUCUGAUAAAAGAUAUAAGAUAGACACAAAAUGCUGGAGUAACAUUGUGGGUCAUGCAGCAUCUGUGGAGAAAACAAAUAGCUUAUGUUUCGGGUCAGAACCCUUUGUCAGACCCCGAUAAAAAGAUCUAUCCCCAUUCAUCUACUGAUUUUGGAGACACAAGGACCUGCUGAUGCCAGAGUUUUGAGCAAAAUACAAAGCGCUGGAGGGAUUCCAGAAGAGUCCCAACCCGAAGUGUUGCCAGUCCAUUCCAUCUACAGAUGCUGCCUGGCCUGCUGAGUUCCUCCAGCACUUUUCUUUUGUGUUUACUGGCCUUGCUCAGUUCCUUGGAAAAGGAUGCAAAAAGACCUUACAGUUGCUCAAGUGCUUGAUUGUUAUGGCAGUAGACUUCAGUUACCGCUCCAAUAUCCAGAAUCCAAGAUCAGUCAGGUUUAAAACCUCCAAUCUACUGAGGCAAUUGAAUUCAAAUAAUAAAUCUGGAACAAAGAGCAGCACAGUGACGCAACAUUUGGGGAGAAUUGCUGGUCGGCGUCGACUCGGUGCGCCGAAGGGCCGGCCUGUUUUCACGCUGUAUCGAAAGUCUAAAGCCAGUAUCAGGAACGGUGACUAGGGAGCUACUGGGCUGUCGUAAAGUCCACUCGCUCAACAAUGUGCUACAAGGAGGAUAUCUGACACCCUUAUAUGGAUGUCCAGGCACGUCAAACUGGAUGGCACAUAACUGCCCUUUGAAAUGACUGAGCAAGCCAUUGACUUCAGAGGUGGCCAACGUUCACCCCACUAGCAAUGCCAGGAUGUGAUCAAAUAGUUAAGUGGCUGAGCAGGUAAAUCCAGUUGGUAACUGAACCCCACCAACCCUUCUGCACAAAACACCUCAUUUACUCCUAGUCCUGUCAUGACAGAACUUGUGAAUUAUUAUCCAGACAUAUUAAGCAUAAAGGGAGCUUCUGGAAGGAGUCUUAAUUUGGUACGGUCAUAUUCUCUGAGGUGUUUCAUUUGUUGAGGUGAGUAUAGAUGAUUAAAUAUUGCUUAUGUAAUAUAUUUUUUUUCCACUGAUAUGACCGUUCUGAUCUGAAAGUUUUAGCCCCCAAUGUUCUUGCUGCGAUUUAUGCCACUUUUACACUUUUAAUAAAGUACUUCUAAUGUGAGAUGCAUUUUGUUCUGGACUACGCUCAUUGGAUUAUCUGUUGACACAAGCCCACCUAAGGAAGGCAAAUACAAUGCUAGAUCUCGAGAGGACUAGAAUAUUAAAAAAAGAUGUAAUGCUGAGCUUUUAUAAGGCACUGGUCAGACCGCAUUUGGAGUAUUGUGAGCAGUUUUGGGCACCAUGUUGGAGGAUGUGU